Messenger RNA from Coturnix japonica (Japanese quail), 1677 nucleotides. Lineage: Eukaryota; Metazoa; Chordata; Aves; Galliformes; Phasianidae. The record is from RefSeq and is a predicted model, not a curated record.
GAGCAUCCUGCUGAACGGAAAUCCAAUUAACCCGAGGGAAAUCUGCAUGAACGUCGGCGUGGAGGACGCGACCUCGUCGGCCAACGUCACACUCCUGGUGCAUCCCCACACCACCAUCACGGCAUUGAAGCAGCAGGUCUUCCAGGACUACGGGUUCCACCCCCUGGUUCAGCGCUGGAUCAUCGGGCAGUGCCUGUGCGUGGAUGAGCGCACGGUGUGGUCCUACGGCAUCCGGCGCGAUGGGGACACGGCCUUCCUGUAUCUGCUGUCGGCCAACCGCGCUGAGCUGACACGGCAGCGCUACGACGAGGAUCAGGCGCAGCUCCUCCUCACCUCCAUCGCUGCCGUGGGAGAUGGAGCCGACGAGCGGCGCAAGUACGGCACGGCGCCGGCUGCUGCGGGCAGGAAAGCCAACAGGCAGCUGGACAUUGCUGACAUCAGCCACCACCUGGACACCGUGCAGAUCGGCGACGUUAGCAGCCACCAAACGGCACCAGCCGCCACCUCUCUGCCCUCACCGGUGCCGGCGGGUUGGUCGUGUCCCAAAUGCACCUUCAUCAACAAACCCACGCGGCCGGGCUGUGAGAUGUGCAGCACUGACCGACCGCCCGACUACGUGGUACCCGGCGGCUACGAACCGGACGAGACGGAGCUGUGGAGGAUGCAGCAGGAGCAGGAGGGGAUGCUGCAGUACCAGCAGACAUUGGAGGCGGAGCGGCUGCGGAACUUCCAGCAGCUGCUGGAGUUGGAGCAGGAAGGUUUGGUGCCCAACCAAGAGGGGAUGGAGUGUCGCAUCUGCUUCCAACACGUCCCCGCGGGGCAGGGGGUGCUGCUGCGCGAGUGUCUGCACAACUUCUGCCGCGACUGCCUGCGCCAGGUGAUCAACUACAGCGAGGAGCCGGUGGUGGGAUGUCCGUACCGCGACGACUCCUACGCCUGCAGCAGCCACCUCCAGGAGCGCGAGAUCCGCGCGCUGGUGUCACCGGAGGAGCACCGGCGCUUCCUGGAGCGCAGUUUGGUGCUGGCCGAGCGCCGCACGCGCAACAGCUUCCACUGCAAGACGCCGGAUUGCCGCGGCUGGUGCAUCUACGAGGACUCCGUCAACGAGUUCCGCUGCCCCAUCUGCCAGGCCCUCAAUUGCCUCCUAUGCAAGGCCAUCCACGAGGGGCGGAACUGCCGGCAGUACCAGGACGAUCUGCGGCUGCGGGCGCACAACGACGCGGCUGCACGGCAGACCAAUGAUAUGCUGCAGCAGGGCCUGGCCAUGCAGUGCCCCACGUGUCGCAUCGUGCUGCAGAAGAAGGACGGCUGCGACUGGAUGCGCUGCAGCCUGUGUCACACAGAGAUCUGCUGGGUCCAUCCACAAUGUGCGCCCAGAUGGAGGACCAGGGGUCCCGGUGACACAACGGGCGGUUGCCGUUGUAACGUUGACGGUCAGCGCUGCCACCCGCAGUGUCAGAACUGCCAUUGAACGGCCAUGGGGGGACACGGACACGAGGAGAAAUGGGGGGUGGGGAGGGGGUAUAAACCCCCCCAAAGCCCCCCCAAUCCGCCCCACAGGAGGCGGCUGGACUCAGGGAUGUGGGGCUGGGAUGUGGGCCCAGAUGUGGGGCUGGAUGUGGGGCUGGAUGUGGGGCAGAGGGUGCCCCAAUAAAGGUGUGUGUGUGUGUGUGUGCU